Messenger RNA from Magnolia sinica, 2559 nucleotides. RefSeq lists its product as uncharacterized. Bases 1 to 2559 code for a protein of 852 amino acids. Gene Ontology annotation, molecular function: deSUMOylase activity. NCBI's taxonomy places the organism in Eukaryota, Viridiplantae, Streptophyta, Magnoliopsida, Magnoliales, Magnoliaceae. The record is from RefSeq and is a predicted model, not a curated record. Gene Ontology annotation, biological process: protein desumoylation. Gene Ontology annotation, cellular component: nucleus. The transcript is spliced from 16 exons.
AUGAACGGCAGUUUCCAUUUCCGGUUCGCAGAGAUUUCUUCUCCCCUCGUUUCUAAUUUCAAGUUCUUUCCGUUCACGGAUGGAUUUCAUCAAAGGGGAAGAAAAAGAGGGGUUCUUCAAAAGCAUAUUGUGCUUAAUAUGGAUGAGUCAGUUCAAUCAAAAAACUAUGAUUACAACACCAGAUGUACCCCAUCAAAAUUUUUUGAUUUUAUCAAUCAAAUUAAUUUAAAAGAUGAACAUAAAAAAGCAAUUUCAACCACUCCUUUUAAGGAAUUUUUACGUUUUCCAAGGUUAGCAGUUCAACGCACAUUUUUAAAUACUAUUAUACGUAGAUGGGAUAACGAAACUAAAAGUUUCAUCAUUGGAGGAAAUAAGCUAUUUAUUAAACCCCAAGACAUUGCUUUGAUAUUGGGGUUGAGUAUGAAUGGAGAGUAUUUAGAUAUGAAUAAGAAACUAGAUGUUUGCGAUGAAAAUUUUAAAAAUAAAUAUUUUCCGAACGCUCUUAUAUUGAGAAAUUUGAUUGAGGAGAAUAUUAAGAGGUGGAUGGAAGAAACUUUGGAUGAAUGUUUAGCCGACUUUACUAAACUCUUUAUUUUGUAUAUAUUUAAUACAAUUUUAUUUCCAACCUCAAAUCAUGCCACACCAAAAAUCUUUUUGCACUAUGUGAAUAACCUGGAAAAGUUGAAUAGUUAUGAUUGGGCUACUGCUAUUUAUGAGUUCUUGGUUAAAAGUAUUUCUAAAUGUGUGGAGGAGAAGAAGAGCUAUGUGAACGGAUGUGUCAUGAUACUAGAACCAUGGUUACAAGAGCACAUCAUUCAUCAGCCAAUGUUAACAACAAAAAUGGUAUAUCCACGUUUAUUGAGAUGGGUAGAAGGUGGUUACCAGCAUGCUGACACACAUAAGAACUAUAUUGAUAAUCUCAUCUACACUCAGGUUAUUGAAGAAAUAAAGCCUACGUAUGAAGAGAGAAAUCUACUACCUCCCCCUGAUACAUCAAACACUAUAGAAGAAAUGUGCCGUCAUUUGGAACCUAAAUUGGUCAACAUGUUAGAGAAAAUUGCAUCAAAUAUCACCCAAGAAACAUGUAGUCGUUUGGAGCCUAUAUUUUUACAAAAUAAAGACAAAAAUGUGAUAUCAAGUGCAGUCAACGAAACGUGCAGACAAUUUGAACCUAAAUUUUUGAACAUUAUAGAGAAUUUAAUGAUACAAAAUAAGAAAAAUGAAGAUAAUAGUGAGUACAGAGAAUUGCUGAUGGAAAACAAAGAGUUAAGAGAUAAGAUAGUUGAUAAAGAAAUAAUCAUACAACGGUUGUCUGAUGAAGUGAAAGAAUUAAAGAGAAACCGCGAUUGGGAAGCUACAUCAUGUGAGAUAAUCAAGGACAUGCAAGUAAAUUCUAACAUACCACAAGUUUCUACUCCCUUUCAUGCGAAUACGAAGAUAAAAGAGACUUUUGUUACAAAUCAAAACUCUUUAGUAAAGCGUGUCAAAGAGCAGGGUAGGAAAAGGGUUCCUUCAAAAGUUUUACAAUCUCCAUACACUGAAUGUAAAACCAAAGGUAAAAGUAUAUGUGAAACUCCUGGAAUCCAAUCACGUAUGGAAAAGAGUAAUGAGUAUAUGUUAUCCCAAGAAGAACUGAAUGCAAUUACAACUCUUAAAGCUCAGAAUAAAAUCAAGGAUGAAACAUUUGGCCCACUUCGUGUCGAAAGGAGAUCCUUAGAGUCAUUAUUGAAUCCAAUGAAAUGGGUAGAUGAUGAGGUUAUAUCCAAGUAUACCGAAUUGAUGGCUAUUCGAGAAAAUAGUGGUGGGCAUAAUUUGUUAAAAUGCCACUUCUUCAACGCAUGGUUUCAUAAAUAUGUGUGUACAACGAGAAUUAUAGCGAAAGGAGACAGGAAAAUUGAAGAUAUAUAUUAUGAUGGUAAUGAUGAAAAAAUUGAAUGUAUUAUGAGGAAGAUUCCUUACGAGCUAAAGAAUAAAGAAAAAAUUAUGAUCCCACUGAAUGAAAUGUCCCAUUGGUACCUGCUUGUCAUUGACUUAAAGAGAAAAAUAUUUUCAAUUUAUAACUCUCUCAAAGGUCACCAAACAUCAACCUACAUCAAUACGAUGGUUUCACGUUUGAAGAUCCAUUUAUUAAAAAGUUGUGAAAUAGAAUGUGAUGGAUUUACUGUCUCUAUAGACCAAGAAUGUCCCCAGCAACCAAAUUCGUUUGACUGUGGUGUCUACUUAAUGAAAUUUAUGGAAUGUCUUUCCCGAGGAGAUAUAUUUGAUUUCAACUCGGGGCCAAUGAAUUUUGAACGAAAAAAGUUGGUUGCACAACUGAUGUUGGGUAAAAUGAUUACACCACAAAAUGUGAAAUGUAAAGGUAUGAAACAUACUUACAAUCAUGAAAAUCUUUUUAAUGGAAGUUCCACCUCUGAUUUAAAGCAUCAUGAAUUCGUACUUGCUAAUUUCCAAGAUUUCAAAAUCCUUGUCAUCACGGCCAAUCAUAAUAGGGCUAUGCUUAAGCUUAAGACUCCUCCCUUUGCAAAUACAUCCACUCUUGGUCCCUUUGUUUUUGCCUGA